GUGGUUUAGUAUUGCAGAAGCUCGUAGCGCGGUAGUUCAUGUUAUCGGCCGGGUCCGUUGGUUGAAUCGUAACCGCGCGUAAAAUUUCAAAUUAAAAAGAAGCCGCUGAAAAAUUCCCAAAAUUUCGAAGAAAAAAAGUCGAAUAUUUCGUGAUAUCUAAGGACCGAGGCUUCGAGUACGUGUCAAUGUCUGGAAUAUGAUGGGCGAUGAUCGGAUAAGUCUUAGUGCCAGCAGAAACGCUUUGACGUGGCUGCUAGGAAAUGCCAAUGUUUGGUACAUGUUAUAUCACUUCAGCAAAACAGGACAACAAAGUUUUACCAACAUUCAAAAAAGCGAUAUAUCAAUUCUAGACGAUUUGUUUACAAUAGAUGAGAACGAACAACCGCUCGCAAUGCAAGAAAUAAAUGAGGAAAACCUUAACGCAGAAACUUUUAACAAUGGUGCCCUCAGUUUAUCGCCUCCUCCUCAUGUGGUAUCCCAAAAAGAAAAUCUACAAAUAAUGCAACCUGCAAGCAACCCAGGAACUCCUCCAUUAAGUCCAUGUGUUUCCCCAGUGGCUCCCAUUGGAACUUUGGAUCCAAAUUGGCAGGCAACAAAGCACACAGUUAGAGACCGAAAUGCGGCAAUGUUUAAUAAUGAUCUCAUGGCUGAUAUUAGAUUUAUUGUUGGACCAUUAAACAAUACUCAAGUAAUUCCAGCGCACAAGUAUGUCCUGGCAACUGGUAGUUCAGUAUUUUAUGCAAUGUUUUAUGGGGGCUUGGCAGAAUGUAAAGAUGAAAUUGAAGUUCCAGAUGUUGAACCCAAUGUUUUCUUGACUUUGCUCAAGUACCUUUACUGUGAUGAAAUUCAGCUAGAAGCAGAUACUGUGUUGGCAACUCUUUAUGUUGCAAAAAAGUACAUAGUACCUCAUCUUGCCAGAGCUUGUGUCAAUUAUCUUGAAACUAGUCUUACAGCCAAAAAUGCAUGCCUCCUUUUAAGUCAAUCUAGGUUAUUUGAAGAGCCAGAGUUAAUGCAACGCUGUUGGGAAGUGAUUGACGCGCAGGCAGACAUGGCACUUGGGUCUGAAGGUUUUGUUGAUAUAGACAUGUCAACUUUGGAAUCAGUGUUAGCUCGUGAGACCCUAAAUUGCAAAGAAAUGAAUUUGCUGGAAGCUGCGUUAAACUGGGCCACUGCAGAGUGUGGUAGGAGAGAAAUUGAACCCACACCUCAAAAUAAAAGAACUGUUUUGGGAAAGGCACUAUAUUUAAUUCGAAUACCCACAAUGACUUUAGAGGAAUUUGCAAAUGGGGCUGCACAAAAGGGAAUUCUGACCCAACAGGAAACAAUUGACAUAUUCUUUCACUUUACUGCCAACAAUAAACCAUCUUUGCAGUAUCCUAUUAAACCUAGAGCAGGACUUAAAACUCAGGUAUGUCAUAGAUUUCAAUCCUGUGCAUACCGAUCCAACCAAUGGCGCUAUAGAGGUCGCUGCGAUAGUAUACAAUUCUCAGUAGAUCGAAGAAUAUUUGUAAUAGGGUUUGGGCUGUAUGGAUCAUCAAAUGGAGCAGCCGAUUAUAGUGUGAAAAUUGAACUCAAAAGACUGGGACGAAUUUUGUCUGAAAAUAAUACCAAGUUUUUCUCAGAUGGCUCAAGUAAUACAUUUCAUGUAUACUUUGACAAUCCCAUCCAAAUUGAGCCAGAAUGUUUCUACACUGCCUCAGCAGUGUUAGAUGGUGCGGAGUUAAGUUACUUUGGCCAGGAAGGCAUGAGUGAGGUGACUGUGGGACAAGUAACUUUUCAGUUUCAAUGUUCUUCAGAAAGUACCAAUGGGACUGGGGUGCAGGGUGGACAGAUACCUGAAUUAAUAUUUUAUCCAUCUCAUGAAGAAUAUUAG
Molecule: messenger RNA, 1873 nt
Organism: Cylas formicarius (sweet potato weevil)
Lineage: Eukaryota; Metazoa; Arthropoda; Insecta; Coleoptera; Brentidae
Gene: lute
Product: BTB/POZ domain-containing protein 6-B
Exons: 9
Coding region: 197-1873 (558 amino acids)
Biological process (GO): neurogenesis
Cellular component (GO): cytosol
Molecular function (GO): protein binding
Source: RefSeq, a predicted model, not a curated record